Messenger RNA from Engraulis encrasicolus (European anchovy), 2715 nucleotides. RefSeq names its product angiopoietin-like 1a (gene angptl1a). Bases 1080 to 2660 code for a protein of 526 amino acids. NCBI's taxonomy places the organism in Eukaryota, Metazoa, Chordata, Actinopteri, Clupeiformes, Engraulidae. The record is from RefSeq and is a predicted model, not a curated record. The transcript has 5 exons. Gene Ontology annotation, biological process: cell surface receptor protein tyrosine kinase signaling pathway.
AACACAAAAACUAAGCAAAGACGAGAAGAAAAGUAAAGAAAGAAAAAAGAAGAGCAGAAAGAAAAAAAAAAGAGAGAAACAACCACUCAACUUCCACAACCCCUUCCUUGUCCAGCCCCUCAACUCUCUACUCCUCCCUUCUCAAUCUCCAUCAAACCUCCCCUCUCUCCUCUUCUCUUCCCUUCCCUCUGCUCCUCACUCCUCCUCAAAUCUCCUUUAACCUCCCCCCCUUCUCUCCUCUCCUCUCCUCUCCUUUCCUCUCUCCUCCCCAUCCUUGGGUGAAAAACUUGUGGCUGUGCCGGGCAGAAGCUCAUUCAGCAGGAGUGCAGGAGUGCAGUAGUGCAGGCAGGCAGGCAGGCAGGCACCACCCAGGACAGCUCCAUGGCCAUGCCCCAGGCCCUGUGCCGCUGAACCCCACGGAGAGAGCACCUGGCUGGGCCACUGGGCCCCAGGGACACCACCCCCACCCCAUAUCUCCAGAAGAGUGGGAGGAAGCUAGAGGAGCUAGAGCUACAGCCCAGAGCCCAGAGGAGAGGAGUGUAGCAGGGAAGGACAAGAAACAGAGAAGCCGACCGACGGACAAACUCACAGAGAGAGGAACGAAGCGCUGAGAGGUGAGGGGGUCCCCCAAAAGAGAAGGAACCGCAGCACCAUAACAGAAGCUUUUGAGGCAACACCGGAGCUCAACACCGGGGAGGAGGACACGAGACAUGAGUGCCCACCAGAGGACCACCAUUGCGAACCGGGAACACCACGGGACCAGGAGAUAGGACAGACCAAGUCAGACCAACUCACAUUUCUCAGGAUCCGUGUUUUUUUGUUAUCGUUUUUGUUUUUUUCCCCUCCCCACCCUUCUCAACUCAAACUCCCUGAAAUCACCGGUUUUGGUUGGACAGCAGUACGUGCACGUGUUUGAGCAUCGGCCCGUGCUGGCACACCUCUGGCUGGCCCUAAAAAAGGAAAAACACACGUCUGCGCUGCCAAGGAGGAGACAUAACACAGGAGGACGGGGUGAAAAGAAAAAGAAAAGACGAAAAAAAAACCACCCAAAACAAAACGGCAGCUGAGAAGAAUCGGUCAUGAGGGGUGUACGAGAGGUGACGUGGUGGCUUUGUGCCGUUUUCUGCCUAUUCGCCUGGAGUUUCGUCCAAGCCGGACACCAAUCGACCAGCCAACAAAAACACCACCACCAACAGCAACAACAACAACAACAACAACAACAACAACAACGCCAGCAUUCAGCCCAACAAUACCACCACUCUUCCUCCUCUUCUUCCUCCUCAUCCUACUCGUCCACGUUGCCGUUGUCGAGGCGACGCCGGGCCGCGUCUGAUGACAUCAACAAGAAGUGCAGCUACACCUUCCUGAUCCCGCAGCAGAAGAUCACGGGCCCGAUCUGCGCCAGCUCCACGGGGCCCGAGCCGGACCGCGACCGCGUGACGCGCAUGGACAUCUCGGACCUGCGCGAGGUGCUGUCCAAGCAGCGGCGGGAGAUUGAGACGCUGCAGCUGGUGGUGGACGUGGACGGCAACCUGGUGAACGAGAUGAAGCUCCUCCGCAAGGAGAGCCGCAACAUGAACUCGCGCGUCACGCAGCUCUACAUGCAGCUGCUGCACGAGAUCAUACGCAAGCGCGACAACUCACUGGAGCUGGCGCUGCUGGAGAACCGGGUGCUCAACGCCACGUCGGAGAUGCUGCGGCUGGCGUCGCGCUACCGCGAGCUGGAGGCACGCUUCGGGCAGCUGGCCGGCGUGGUCAACAACCAGUCGGCGCUGAUCGCGGCGCUGGAGGAACGGUGCCUGCAGGCGUACGGCGGCGGAGGGCGCCACGAUCUGCCCGCGGUGCCGCCACUGGUGCAGGUGGUGCCCGAGAGCAUCCCGGCCAACAGCGGCCGCUUCACCAACGAGAUCAGCAGGGAGCACAACAACCGCGCGCUGACACGUGGCUCGCGCAUGGACGCUACCGUCAGCCCUGUCGGAAUACCGCCACCCACUCUCAGCACUGAAGGGCCAUUCAGGGACUGCUACCAGGUGCGGAAGGCGGGCCACAAGUCGAGUGGGAUGUACCUGCUGAAGACCGAGGGCAGCGAUAGGCUAAUCCAAGUGUGGUGCGAGCACGGAUUGGACAACGGAGGGUGGACAGUAUUCCAAAGGAGGAAAGAUGGCUCUGUAAAUUUCUUCAGGAACUUUGAGAACUACAAGAAAGGCUUUGGGAACAUCGACAGUGAGUACUGGCUGGGUCUGGAGAACAUCUACAACCUGACCAAGCAGGGCGACUACCGCCUCCUGGUGGAGCUGGAGGACUGGGUGGGGAAGAAGGUCUACGCCGAGUACAGCAGCUUCCGGCUGGAGUCCGAGAGCGAGGGCUUCCGCAUCCGGCUGGGGACGUACCAGGGCAACGCAGGGGACUCGUUUAGCAACCACAACGGGAAGCCCUUCACCACGCUCGACCGCGACAGGGACACCUUCUCAGGUAACUGUGCCCAUUUCCACAAGGGCGGGUGGUGGUAUAACGCGUGUGGCCAGACCAACCUGAACGGCGUGUGGUACAGUGGCGGCGUCUACCGCAGCAAGUUCCAGGACGGAAUCUUCUGGGCCGACUACGGCGGAGGAUUCUACUCACUCAAGGCCGUGCGCAUGAUGAUCAGGCCCAUCGAUUAACUAGCAGACUCUAUGAACCCUAUCCACACACACACACACACACACACACACACAC